AUGUCUAUACCAACUUCAGAACCACAACCCGCUCGACCUAUAGAGAACUUUGGGUGGUCGUCAUCUUCCGCUUCGACGUCGUCUUAUGGACUGCGACCGGCAGUGGAGUCCAGGAUGAGGCAGCUCGAGAAGCAGCAACUCAAGGAGCUGAGGGCGCAGCGCAAACUGGAAGAGACAGAACGGAAACGGAAAAAGGAGGAGAAGCAGCAGAAAAAGGUAGUCAAACAACAGAGGCUACAGCGACUGGACAAGGAACUGUUUCCAGAACUAAUCGGCACAAACAAUGCGAGGGUCUCGAGACUGAAUCUGAAGGCUUUCUCCAAGUUUUGUUAUCAGAGCAGGAAUGAGGACAGAGAGACACCGGCCGGAGCCGUGGCGGAUAUUGACGGCAAUCAAAAGCUCGCGAAAAGUGAGCAGAUACAUCUAUCCACGAUACUCGACAAUGACUUUGAGACCUAUGAGGAGUGGAUGAACUACAUUCGUAACAAGAAUUUGGGGUUGGAGCAACAACCGACCGUCGCAUUAACCGCACGACGGAUAUCCAAGGCUAGGCCACUAUUCUGGGAACGGCCUCUGCGCGGUUGGAUUGUAGAUCACUCUGCGAUCAUGGAGUCAUGCGAUCGAACACAACACACCUCUGCACAUUGCCUGGAAUAUCUCUCCCAGGACCACCUCUACUUGAUCCCCUUGCGCGAAGCACGAAAUUAUCCAAACAGGAUCCAUGCCGCCUCAGAGCAGAAUAGUACGAAAACUCAAUACGCUGACCUGGAUACCUAUGGUGGUCAGAAAUCAACAGAGAACACAGAACCCGUCAGAAGAGUUUCGUCCUCGACAACCAAUUCGGCCAAGAUGCACUUUCACAUAUUUUGGCGCGGUAUCGUCACGGACAAACUAUCUCUGACAGUACAGGCGCUUCUGUUCACACAACCACUGGACAGGGCUCUUCUUCAUAUCUGGAUCGACUCUACAGACCUUCCUAGCGGAGAGCCAGAGAAUUAUGAACAGAACGUGUUCUCCAAGGACUUGAUCACAGCACCGCUGAAUCGAUUUAUUAAACUGCACGUGUGGGACCAAAAGGCACAGGAGACAUACGCCUAUCCUCUUGCUCAAGAACUCAACCAACUGCCACAGUCAUCAACAGAAGUGAUAUCCGAAAAGUCCAAGGUACCUCCAGUAGCACUAUCGGACCAAGCGCGGUUCCUGAUCUUGUACCGCUACGGCGGGAUGUAUCUCGAUGCAGACGUCCUGCUCUUGAGGGACAUGUCGCCUUUGUAUGAUGCCGGCAUGGAGUUUGCAUAUGAGUGGAGCAGCACUCAGAUGUACAAUACUGCCGUCCUGCGGUUGAACCGCGGAAGCAGUGUGGCGAGACGGAUUCUGGAUGGUGCCAAGACUAAAGAGAAAGAGACGGUAGACCACAGGCAAGAAAGUCAAAUACCCACAGAGCUAAAGAAUGGAUGGGAGGCAACGCAACAGGCAAAUAUACUCAAGAAGAGAACGCGAGGGAAGCCAAAGCAACAGCAGCCAGCACAUAACAACCAGCCUCUGGAGGUUGCGCAUGCCGAUUCAAUGGAUAUAGACAAGCAGAACAAGGAUAGCGUUAGAGAUAUUGGCGGUGACCCCGCCUUAACCCAUUUUGAGUCUCCUUCCUUUUCAUACGCGGCCACCACCCCACACUACCUGUCGAAACGCGGCAACACACAUGAGAUGCGACCCAAGGAAAUCUAUCACCCGGCGCGUCUACGCAACUACCUAGAUCCCCAAAACGGGUCCUUGACCAAUAAUGGUCUUGUCAUGAUGCCUACAGCCAUGUUUGACCCUCUCUGGCUACGCGUCGACAGUGUUGAAUCUCAAAACGGAUUGCUGAACGAUCGAGAAAAGAUGAUGGAGGGACUCUUGGCGUUUCCUGACGCGUUCACUAAUGCAAGUGCGAUAUGUCCAGCUCACCAUCAGCAGCAGCAGCAAGGAAAGGAGGAAGAAGAAGGGCUGAGCAGAGUCUUUAUGGCAGGACCGGAGGUGUUUUUCACAGGAGCAUAUGCGUAUCAUUGGCACAAUAAUUGGAAGACGCCAAUCGCGGCUGACAGUUGGAUGGGACUCAUGCGUCAGGCGUACGAUGAAUUUUUGAGAGGCGAACGACCAAACCUGUAUGGUGAAUGGUUCCCCGGUAACAGAGAUGAUGUAUUUAGGAAGUAG
Messenger RNA from Gamsiella multidivaricata, 2190 nucleotides. RefSeq lists its product as uncharacterized. Gene Ontology annotation, molecular function: hexosyltransferase activity. NCBI's taxonomy places the organism in Eukaryota, Fungi, Mortierellomycota, Mortierellomycetes, Mortierellales, Mortierellaceae. Gene Ontology annotation, biological process: glycosphingolipid biosynthetic process. The transcript has a single exon. The coding region runs from base 1 to 2190 and encodes 729 amino acids. The record is from RefSeq and is a predicted model, not a curated record.